Molecule: messenger RNA, 2537 nt
Organism: Prorocentrum cordatum
Lineage: Eukaryota; Dinophyceae; Prorocentrales; Prorocentraceae
Source: the annotation of a GenBank genome assembly
CUCCUACCGGUCGAUCCGUACUUGCAGCAUGGUCUCGAUCGCUGCAAUAUUUGCCUUGGCCUCUGCUCUGUGUCAGCUUGCUCCAGGUCUCCCCGCCGAUUAGAGUAGGGUGCGUUUCUUGCCCGAGUCCAAGCCUCCACCACCACCUCCCAAUGUCGUAGUUGGUCGGCCUCCAGGCUGGGAAUCAGGGCGCCGCUUGAGGAAUUGUGGCCGAGCUUGCCGCGGUUGUGCACCAGCAUUCGCCAAACUCUUCCCACUCAUUUCGCAUGAACGAUGAUCCCCACUGGAGUUUAUUGCGCGGCCAGCCACCUUGGCUUCUUGCUGCCGAGAUAACAUCACUCGCGUGCACUGCGUUGGCGAUCGCAAAGUCCUUUCAGCUUAUUCAACAGCAUAGGAGGCAGAACAAGCACGCCUCACUUAGAAAGGUUACUAUCAGGAUCCUCUUGAUGGUGCCAUUAUACGCUUUGUCGGCGAGUGCGUCUCUCUGGCUAUUUCAGGUUCCCCUAGUGAGCGAGGGGCUGGAAGUGCUUCGCACGCUGUAUGAGUCUGUGGUCAUCUUUUCGUUUGUGCAGCUUGUCAUUAUUUGCUGUGGAGGCGUGACAUACCUGCUGGCCAGGUUCGAGGUCCUUCCCACGCAGCAGGGACAGUGCGACGACGGCGAGUGUCCUCCAGUGGCAAGCAGCUUCGUGCAGACCACUGACGGCAUGGCAUCUCCCGAGGCACUGGCACUGCCGCGGCCCCUCGGAGACUCGGACUCAGACGCUUCCACUAUUCCGUCUUCAUGGCCCCAGGGGGCUACAGAUGUUUCGACACUCCGGGCUUUGACCUCUUUGCUGGAGCCUGGGGAGAGCGGACCGAAUGAGGACUCUUCAGAGUCAGAUUCUGUGGAGAGCAGAAGAUCGAGCUACGACGAGUGCGAGGUAGCGACGCCAAGCCUGCGACGCCCAGCGAAGCAGUUUCCAAUCUUGGAGCGGUGCUUGCCCGCUUGGCGGUCACCCGAGCAGAUGUUGCGCUGGUGCAUCACUGGCGCGCUCACGUAUGUGGUUGUUUCUUGUUUCAACGGUGUUCUAAAGGCAGUCGCGUUUACGGUGGUGGAAUAUGGCAGCCCUGGCGCUCAGGAUAUCGCUAACAACUUUGUGCUCAGUUCAGCGUCGCCCCUGCGCCUCGUUGUCGGCCUGUUCCAAUUUGUUGCUAUGACCUCGCUGCUAGUGCUAGCUGUGAAUGUGAUGGAAGACCUGAAGCCUAUUAGGCCAGAGGCGAAGUUCCUUUCUGUGAAGUCGAUCGUGUUUUUCACCGUGUGGCAGGGAUUUGUUUUACAUGUUCUUGGGGAUCAUCAUAUCGCACGGUGGCGGAUAUUGGAUUCGUUGAGCGGCUGGGAAGGGUUUGGCUGUUCAUGCGAGCGAGACAUGCAGGUGGCGGUGAUUAUCCAAAGUCUGCUCGUUUGCUUGGAGAUGUGCAUCUUGUCUUUCGUCCAUCCGUGGGUCUUCCCGCCAAACGACUACGAGACCGUUUUAGUUAAUCAGCAUGCUUUCCACGAGCACGCUGGUGCCGUCUGCAGGCUGGAGACUCCGAACCCAUCCCGAAGAGGCGGCAGGGUCAUCAAUGUCGGCGACAUAUUCAGGGACUCGCGCUCCAUGCGGAGCGAGGCGGCUCUGUAUGGGGCCUCUUCCUCUGGUUAGGUCGACAGCGGUGCGGCGCUGUUUUUGUGCCGUGGGAAGGGAACGUCUUGACGCUGCAUCGGGCAGGCCAAGGACCUCCGAGAUUGGUUCCUCGGCUUCGACUGCCAAGUCGCGGGGCCUCCUUCACGUGUGCACGUCGUUGCACAUGGUCGGAUGGGAGGUCCAACUGCGUUCUGCCCAGCGGUCUUCGGUCUCGCGUCGUGGAGCUACAAAUUAUCAAGACGCCUCCUCCCGAAAAGCUGGACCAGCGUUUCUUGACCAACUUGCUGGAAAGCUGGCCCGGCUUCUUGAGCACGCUCGCCCUCUUCAGCGUGAACCGCAGGAUUUGGCCCAGUAAGACGAUUCCGGGAAGCUUGCCGAGACUUCUGAGUUGAUGAUUUCUUAGUCAUAUGUUCGGCUUCAGUUGUGCGCCAGUCUUGUGAGCCGAAAGAAGAUGCCAGCUGCGAAGGGAGGAGGAGGAGGAAGAAAAGAUCCCCUCCAUCCUGCCCUCCUCCCACCCCGCCGUUCCGACCUCAGACACCCCAAUUUCAGCAACGCCCGGCGGCCAGUCUGCAGCGCGACGGCACCACGCCUAGUCUUGAAUGCGUGCCGUUCCGCCUUGCUCUGAGCUUGGUGCGGCGUGCGUCGCCCUUGCUCCUCAUGCAGCCGUCCAAGGUCAUUUUGGUCGAAGCUUGAGGCCAGGCUUGUGCUCAAGAGAGCCGUUCUGGGCAGCAACGCCAUCUCCCGGUCGCGCUGCCCUCGCAGGGCCGGCCCCGCCGGACCGCCAUCGCGCGCUCCCUCUCGCUCUCCUCCCGCCCCUCGCUCUCCCUCCUGCCCGCCUGCCGAGCGUAGGAGGAACAGAAGGACUCUGAUGAUGGG